ACCAUUCAAAGGGACAUAAGCUUGCCAGCAGCACCAACAACCAUGAAGUGCAAUCUAUUGGUUGUGAUCUGGGUUCUUACCCUCAUUAAAGACUCAUCUGGCAGUGACUAUUCCAUGAACACUUUUGAUCUGAGUCAGGAUGCCCUCACCCAAGUGUUCAAGCGUUCAAUCCAAGAUGUCUCUAAACCACGAGAUAAUCAUCAUACCUGCAAAACAUGGGGAACAGGGUCUUUCAAGGCAUUUAACAAUGAAGCUUUCUACUUUAAAUCAACCUGUGACUUCUUCAUGAGCAGGCUAUGCAAGGAAGGGCUUGAUGAUUAUGAGGUGAAAAUCCGCCGUGGAUCAUCUGGAGACCUGGAGAAUAUAUUCAUUAAAAUUGAUACCAAUACGAUUGUUGUGACUAAUGGAGUAAUUAAGGUUAAAAACCAAAUAGUAACUUUGCCAUUUGACAACAAGAUGAUCAAUAUUCAUAGCAAUGGAGUUAAUAUUAAAUUUUCAAACAAGAAGCAUUCAAUUUCCCUCAUCUGGAACGGUAACAAUACAUUAUCGCUAAAACUGCACCCUAGGUACAGUGGACAUGUCUGUGGACUUUGUGGAAAAUUUGCAAAGAUGAGAAAUAAAAUAAAUAAAAAUCUGAAAUUUAAACCGGUGACACCUAUCUCUCUUCGUGGUAACUCUAUUACACCUGGUAAUUGUCCAAUCAGCAUACCUGUACUUACGAAUAUCCAAUUUUUCCAGGCUUGCAGAGAGACCUUCAGACGUCUUUUAGGUUGUAAGGAUACUGAAACCUUCUUUAGAUUGUGUGCAAUGGACACCAGUGCUUUCCCCAAUAAAAAUCAAGGUCACUGCCCGAGUAUAAAAGAAUUUGCACGACAUUGCCAAAUUCAGGAGAAUUGGAGAAAGAUCUCAGGAUGCGAGAAACCUGAAUGCCCUAGGAAUCAGAUCUACAGUGAUUUUGGUCAAUCAUUUAUUCCAACUUGUACUGAUCCAGAUCCUCAACAGAAAGAUGCUCUUGAAAAUACUUGUGAAUGUCCAAAAGGCACUCUUCUUGAUAACAUAAGACAUGAGAACAAAUGCAUCAGAAAAUCAGAGUGUCCUUGUGAAUACAGUGGAACCAUUUAUGAUGCAGGAGGCAAAAGGAACACUUCAUGUGAAACAUGUGUUUGCAAAGGAGGACUAUGGGAAUGUUCUCAUCAUAAUUGUUCCAGAAGUUGCAAAGUGGAAGAAGGAACACAUAUUACAACAUUUGAUGGGAAAUACUAUAAUUUGAGAGGAGAUUGCACAUACAUUGCAGUUUCAACUCUUGAGGAGGAUCUCUGGAAAGUGAUCAUUGAGAUGCGUGAAUGUCACAAAGCAACUAAACAUAUUUGCUUACGCCGUAUUAUAUUUUCCUCACGUGAGACCAAAUAUGAAUUCAAUAAUAAUGGUGACGUUACCUUGAAUGGAGAAAUUGUUGUACUUCCAUUGCAAAGGGAUGGAAUUAUAAUAUUUAAACCAUCUUCACAUUUUAUUCAACUUGAAACAACACACGGGUUGAAAAUGCAGAUACAGAUUUCUCCCAUUAUGCAGCUUUACGUUUCGUUGUUGGAUGGUAAUAAACGAAGUUUAGGAGGCUUGUGUGGCAAUUUUAAUGGCAAGGCUAAUGAUGACUUCACCUCUGUACAGAAUGUGGUGGAACCAUCACAUGUCAAUUUUGCUCAUUCAUGGGUUGCUGACGUUAAAUGCAGCCCUCCUGAAAAGGAAAGUCCAACUUGUGUCAGUUCAGAAAAAGAAUUCUAUGCAAAGGAACGUUGUGCUCUACUGAAAAAAAAUGGUGUUUUUGCUCGAUGUCAUUCCACAGUGGAUUACAUUCAAUAUUAUCAGAUGUGCAAGAUUUCCAUAUGCAACUGCGAGAAUCUUGAUCAUUGCAUCUGUGCUGCACUGGGGGCUUAUGUUCAUGCAUGUGCUGCAAGAGGUGUCAUACUGAAGGGUUGGAGUGGAACAAUUUGCAAUACAACCUGUAAGAACAACCAAAUUUUUGACAAUGAAAUGACAACCUGUAACCGGAACUGUAAAUUAUUACCCAACACUGAUUUCACCUGUGGCGUGAAGGAUACUCCAGUUUAUGGCUGUGGCUGCCCAGAGGGCAAAUAUAUGAAUGAAAAUGGAGCCUGUGUUAAUGCUGAAGACUGCUCGUGUUACCACAAGGGGAUUUAUAUUCAACCCGGAGAGAAAGUUGAUGAUUGCUAUUGCCAAGGGGGAUCAAUUGAUUGCAAUCCAGUUACUAAAGCCACGACUACACCCACAGUAUGCACAGGCGAAAAGGAACUUAUUCGUUGUUCCCCUACUGAAAAUCAGAUUCACUGUGGAAAGAAAUGCAGUAACCUGGCAUUAAACUGUCCAAACGAAUGUGUACCUGGAUGUUUUUGUCCUGAAGGUAAAGCUGAGGAUGACAGUGGAAAUUGCGUUUUGACUGAAAAUUGUCCUUGUUUAUACGAAGGGAGUAGUUAUGCCAUAGGAACAGAAAUCCAACUUGAUUGCAGCCAGUGCGAAUGCCAAGGUGGUUCAUGGAGCUGCACUGAUAAGCCAUGCACAAAGACCUGUCAAGUUUAUGGUGAAGGUCAUUACAUAACAUUUGAUGAUUUUCGAUUCACAUACGAGGGUAAUUGUGAAUAUAUAUUUGUUCAGGACCAUUGCAAAGGAGAACGUGGUACAUUUCAAGUGCUCAUAGAAAAUGUUCCUUGCUGUGAAAAUGGAGUGACAUGUUCAAGAAAUAUUAAGAUUAUUUUUGAGGGAAAAGAAAUAAUUUUGGAAGAUGGGAAAGUAAAAGAGUCUGAUGAAAAUUCUAAUUCAAGUUGUACAGUUGAUGCUUAUUCACUUCACACUAUUGGGCUUUAUUUAAGCCUGACAUUUUCCAAUGGUAUUACUAUGAUUUGGGACAAGCACACAAGGUUCUCAGUCACACUUGAUCAACGCUGGAAGGAUAAAGUGUGUGGUCUCUGUGGAAACUUCAAUGAUAACACUGAAGAUGAUCUUACAACAAGAUCUAACUCUCUGGCAAGCAAUUCCAUUGAGUUUGGGAACAGUUGGAAGUCUACAGAUUCCUGCCCAAAUUCAGUAAAUCAAACAUUCCCCUGUGAAGAAAAUCCAUUCUGUUCACCCUGGGCAGCAAAGAAAUGUUCCAUAGUUACUAAUCCAAAUGGAGAGUUUCAGCAAUGUCACAAUAAGGUUGACCCUAACCCAUACUAUGAAGCUUGUCUCCAAGAAGCUUGUGCUUGCGAUAAAGAGGGGAAGUACCUGGGUUUCUGUACUGCUGUAGCAGUGUAUGCAGAGGCUUGUAAUAAAGCUGGUGUUUGUAUUCGCUGGAGAACUCCUGAACGAUGUCCUGUUUACUGUGACUAUUAUAAUGACGACAAUGAAUGUAGCUGGCACUACAAGCCAUGUGGAACAUUGACAGCUAAAACAUGUUCGAAUCAUACAAUUAAAAAAAAGCUCUCUGCAGUUAUUGAAGGCUGCUAUCCAAAGUGCCCAGAGACGGCUCCUUAUUUGGAUGAAAAUAUCAUGAAAUGUGUUAGUCGCCAUCAGUGUACCUGUCUUUACAAUGGGCAAAUAUAUAAUGCAAAUGAAAACAUAAUUGGCUGCGGAAACUGUGAAUGCACUGAUGGAAGAGUCAUAUGUGAAGGUACAUCAACCCCUACAGCACCUACAACUACAAUUUCUACCACAACAGAAAGUACAACUGUGACAAGUUCAACGACUACGUCGACAACAUCACCAACUACAACAUCAACAUCAUCACCAACUACAACAUCUUCAACCACAACAUCAACAACUUCAACCACAACAUCAACAACAUCACCAACCACAACAUCACCAACUACAACAUCAACAACCACAACCUCAACAUCAUCACCAACUACAACAUUGACAACCACAACAUCUCCAACCACAACAUCAACAACAUCACCAACCACAACAUCACCAACUACAACAUCAACAACCAUAACAUCAACAUCAUCACCAACUACAACAUUGACAACCACAACGUUGACAACCACAACAUCUCCAACCACAACCACAACAUCACCAACCACAACAUCAACAACCACAACAUCAACAUCAUCACCAACUACAACAUUGACAACCACAACAUCAACAACAUCACCAACUACAACAUCACCAACUACAACAUCAACAUCAACAACCACAACAUCAACAACAUCACCAACUACAACAUUGACAACUACAACAUCUCCAACCACAACAUCAACAACAUCACCAACCACAACAUCAACAACCACAACAUCAACAUCAUCACCAACUACAACAUUGACAACCACAACAUCAACAACAUCACCAACCACAACUUCACCAACUACAACAUCAACAUCUCCAACCACAACAUCAACAACAUCACCAACCACAACAUCAACAACCACAACAUCAACAUCAACAUCAUCACCAACUACAACAUUGACAACAUCAACAUCACCAACCACAACAUCAACAUCAUCACCAACUACAACAUUGACAACCACAACAUCAACAACAUCACCAACCACAACUUCACCAACUACUACAACACAACAUCAACAACCACAACAUCCACAACAUCAACAACCACAACAUCAACAUCAACAUCAUCACCAACUACAACAUUGACAACAUCAACAUCACCAACCACAACAUCAACAUCAUCACCAACUACAACAUUGACAACCACAACAUCUCCAACCACAACACUAACAACCACAACAACAACAACAACAACAUCACCAACCACAACGUCACCAA
Messenger RNA from Leucoraja erinaceus (little skate), 4773 nucleotides. RefSeq names its product mucin-2-like. The transcript is spliced from 31 exons. Gene Ontology annotation, cellular component: extracellular matrix. Gene Ontology annotation, molecular function: protein binding. NCBI's taxonomy places the organism in Eukaryota, Metazoa, Chordata, Chondrichthyes, Rajiformes, Rajidae. Bases 43 to 4641 code for a protein of 1532 amino acids. The record is from RefSeq and is a predicted model, not a curated record.